AUAACUGGUUAUAGUCCGAUAAUAACUGAAUUCGAUCUCCCAGAAUAUAUACCUGAGGGAGAUAUUGAAUAUCCAUUUGAAGAUAUCGAUGAAAUUGGCGAUGAAAAUAAAAUACGCAGUAAUUGGUCAUCAAAAAGUGAUUAUCUUCUUUCGACCAUUGGAUUUAAUUUUGGCUUAGGCAAUAUAUGGAGAUUUCCCUAUUUAUGUUUCUUGCAUGGUGGAAGUGCAUUUUUUGUGCCCUAUUUUGUUAUGCUUAUAGUCGCUGGUAUACCUACUUUUUUUAUGGAGCUUUCUCUAGGGCAAUUUGCCAGCGUAGGAUGUAUAUCAGUGUGGAAAGUAGUUCCACUGUUCAAGGGCAUUGGAAUAUCAAUGCUAGUAUUGGCUUGCAUUAUAUGUAUUUUCAAUAAUACAGUUAUGGCUUGGUCGGUAUUUUAUUUUGCGAAUUCUUUGAAACUCACUCUUCCAUGGGCAACUUGUGCGAAUGAUUGGAAUUCUUUAGGUUUAUCAGUUCAAAAUGGAUCAUUAUUAUUAAAUGGUUCAUGUGUCUUGAAUGUUGCAUUGGAUGAUCCAACUUUAAAUACUUCUCAGUGCAAUGAAGUUCUUAUGAUGUCUGAUGCUUUUGACGAUGUUGGUUCAAUAAACUGGCAACUGGUAAUAUGUAUGCUAUUGGCUUCAUUCUUGACGUUUUUAUUUCUGUUCAAAGGCAUUAAAUCUGCUGGAAAAGCAGUAUACAUUAUUGUAAUCGCCCCAUAUGUUAUUUUGCUUGUUCUGUUCGUUCGUUUUCUUACUCUUCCUGGAUCACUAAGUGGAAUGCUUCAUUAUUUUUCUCCACGUUGGGACGUUUUAAAAAAUUUAACGGUUUGGGGCGAAGCUUCGGUUCAAGUUUUUUAUUCACUUUCUGUUUGUACAGGUGGUAUAGUCACUUUGGCCAGCUACAAUCGCUUUCAUAAUAAUAUAUUUAAAGACCUUUGGUUUUUAAGCAUCGUUGAUAGUGUGACCUCAAUAUUUUGUGGUGCAUUAAUUUUCUCGGCAGUAGGAUUUACGUGUUAUGAAAUGGAUAUACCACUCGAUAAAUUUCAAUUGAAAUCUGGAAUGCACCUUGUUUUUGUGCACCUUCCUGAAGCGAUUGCGAAAUUACCUGUGGCUCCGCUUUAUGCUAUUCUUUAUUUUAUUUUAAUCUCAAUGAUUCUUUUAACAACAACAAUGUUUGCAACGGAAACAAUUGUAUCAGCAAUCUGUGAUGAAUUUCCUGAGCGUUUGCGUCGAAAUCAUCGUCACGUUUUAACAUUCGUGUGUUUGUUUUUUUAUAUGUUUGGCGUUCCAUUCUGCACAGCUGUUAGUUCUGCUGGAAUUUAUUGGUUGAUGUUGUUAAACGAUUAUGUUUUGACUUGGCCACUUGUUAUUCUUGCGUUUUUUGAGUGCAUGGCGAUUUCUUGGGUUUAUGGCGUCGAUAAUUUGCUGGACAAUAUCAAAUGGAUGAUUCGAUUCUAUCCGCCUAUUUAUAUCAUUUGGAAGAUCCAGUGGAAAUUGAUCUGCCCUCUUCUAUAUUUGGUUAUAGUAUCUUUUGUAUGGCUAGGUUAUCAACCAAUGAAAUCUGGAAAUUACAUUUACCCGUCAUGGGCAAAUUUGAUUGGUUGGAUUAUCUCCUUGGCUCCACUUUGUUUCAUUCCAAUAACAGCACUUAUAAAGUUUUGCAAUGGUAAAGGUCCACUUCCACAGAGAUGGCGCGAUUUAUUAUUUCCUGAUGGCGAAUGGGGACCUGCUUUGGCCAUUCAUCGUGCAGAGUAUUAUCCUCUUCAAAUCCCUGAAGCAAGAAGACUUAUUAUACCUUCUAUUAAACCGAUUAUCAAUGGUAAAGAAUUCAUAAAUGAAUCAUUUGAAAAAAAGGCGAUUAAUAUGAUGGAUCAUUCUAUAACGAAUCACUCUCGAUCUCGUGCUUCCACCACUAUUCCUUCAUUCGAUCGUGAAACUGCCAUAUAG
Molecule: messenger RNA, 1980 nt
Organism: Dracunculus medinensis (Guinea worm)
Lineage: Eukaryota; Metazoa; Nematoda; Chromadorea; Rhabditida; Dracunculidae
Source: the annotation of a GenBank genome assembly